Bacillus rossius redtenbacheri is the source of this 1242-nucleotide messenger RNA. RefSeq lists its product as uncharacterized. The record is from RefSeq and is a predicted model, not a curated record. The coding region runs from base 12 to 1202 and encodes 396 amino acids. The transcript has 2 exons. Lineage: Eukaryota; Metazoa; Arthropoda; Insecta; Phasmatodea; Bacillidae.
CGAGCGGCGUGAUGCCGGACCGUGCACUGGUGUACGUGCUGGAGGAUCUAUUGGCGCACGGCACGGGCGGCGACGCGCCCCGGGUGCUGCCGCGCCGCUGGGAGGCGCUGGGCCCGGGCCGGGUGGCCGCGCUGGUGGCCGGGCUCUUCGGGGCGGCGACGGCCUUCGUGGACUGGCGGGACUUGUUGGUGCGGGCCCUGGGACUGCGGCCGCCACGCCAGGGGCAGCUGCUGCAGUGCAGAGAGCAGUUCCGCGCCCGUGACCCCGGCCGGGACGAGGCCGUCAGCUGGACCAGCUUCCGCCAGGUGCAACUCUGGUUCGAGGAGGACUUCCCUGGAGACAGCCCCGAGAUGCAGGUCCGCCUGGGCAGGAUCAAGGAGCUCCUGUUCAGCAUGUUCGAAGUCCGGGAGGGCCUGACGAGCUACACCGACAUGCUGCUGGCCUUCUGCAAGGACGACGACCCCAGGGAAGGGCUGGCCAAGGCACUGGCCCUGGCGGCGGGGCAGUUCGUCCGGGUGGAGGACACCGCCGAGGGUGCGGUGGCGGCAGUGGUGUCGGCCGUGCUCGGGAGGGUGCGGUCCACGGCCGUCGCGCUCGGAGCAGUGCGCGCAUUGCUGCUGAAGGUAAUCCCCUCGGAGGAGGACGUGACCAGGGUAGAUUCGGGGAACGUCGCUGCGGACGACGCGCUGCACGACAUGCUGGCGAGGGCCAUCCCGUCUGAAGAUUUCGGCGACUUGGCCGCGCAAGACGCGCUGCAGGCCAUGCUGGCGAGGGUGAUCCCGUCCGAUCGCUCCUGCGACAUCGCGGCGCGGGACACCGUCGACGCCCUGCUGGCCCGGGUGAUCCCGUCGGAGACAGGGUACGCCGAAGACCUGCCCCUGGACCUCGUGGCGGCCGUGCUGGCGGCGACCCUGCUGUGGGGGGCGGAGAUCCCGCCCGUCUUCGGCGACGGAGAGACGACCCUCUGGGAGGCGCUCUGCGGCGUGUACCGCGACCUGGGGGCCGCAGACGACUGCGUGGCGCCCUGGGACUUCUUCCGCCACGAAUUCGUCGACCGACUGCUGGCGAGCGUGACCAAGUUCAACGUCAUAGAUGUGGAGAGCCUUCUGGAGGAGGUACUGGCGACGCGUGAGGACCGGGCCGUGGGCGGCAGCGAUGUACGCAAGCAAUCCGUCCAGCCGGCUCGUGGCUCACUGAAGUAACAUUAUACUUGCAAAACAAUAAAAACAAUCUGUCUCACAA